GCAGGGCUGGAGCACUGCUCCAAGCCCCUGCCUGUCCUUAACUGUUCACAGCGAGGUGUCUCAAGGCUCACACGAGGGCUUGAGCCAGCCUUGCCCGGCGGCUUGGCUGGCCCUGCCCCCCCAGAGCUCCUCUGCGGGGGAAGCUUGUGCUGUCUGCCUAGUCUGCAUCCCCUCUGCUCUGCCCUGCAUGGGGCACUUCCCCCAGCCCUGCUUUCCUGCUUAACCCAUGCUUCUCUGAAGGCAUCUUCUUGUGAUGUUUAUUCGUUUUUUUGUUUUUUUUUUUUCCUCCUUUUGUAUUCUUUUGUCAUGAUUAUCUGUUAUUUUGUAACCAGCUGUGGGAUGAAGAGACUCUCCCCCCUGCCCAGGAUUCAGUAGGAACAGAAAAAGUUAUGCAUGUUGAAGUGUUAUUAAGUCUGUAUUCAGAUCCUGGUUGAACCCUCGUUUGAAAGCUUUGAUGCAGGCAAAUCAGAGUUUGUGUGUUUGCUAUUCUGAGGCACUUGGAGCAGUCUCUAGAAGGAAGUGUCCUGAAUGUCAACCUCUUGUAUGUUUCCUAAGGCUUUAUAUAAUAAACCGUUUUAGUGACACUCAUUCCCGUGUGUUUCUCAAGCAGCAGGCACAGGGCAGUACUGCAGCUCCAUGCUCAGCCCUGUCCCCAUUCCUGUCCCCAUAUAGGGGUGGGGCUGAUCCCCCACCACACUCCUACCUCCUCUUACCCAACCCCACCAGCUGUACCAGACCCUCUGGCUGAGGGCAGAGGAAUGGCAGUUCCCUCUCCCUACAGCGACUGCCUGUCUGCCUGUGCCCGCUAUCUGUCUGCAUGACCAGAGCAGCAAUGCUUUGUGGCUGAUCACAGCCCUGUCACUGCUCUGGGUACUGCCUCGCACCCCACUGCACUCAGCAGCUUCCCCAUCCCGCGCCCCACGCUCUGGGCUGAGGGGAGCUUUGCUGGGGAUGUGGCUGCAGGCUCCUCCUGGCAGCCUGCCCCACAGCACUGAGUGCUUGUUACUCACUUUUAUCAGCUGGGGAGCCAGUUGUUCCCCUAACAUCUGAAACUGUUUUCCGCAGAUUCCUUUACGUUUACUAACAGCUGCCACGGCUUCCUGCAGGCUCGCCAGCCCCCGCACCCCACGGGUGCUGCAGCAGGACCACAGCACUGGCUCUGCGCCUGCACACUCCUGGAUCAGCUCCUGCAAACACUAUGGUUUUGUUGCUUUUUUUUUUUUUUUUUUUUUCCCCUUUUUCACAUAAGACUUUUGCUGCUUGUGACCUGUGCCAGGCUCUGGUUUUGCUGCUGUUUGGCCUCAAACAAGGAACGAGCAGCUCAGGCCCUGGAGGUUUCUGGCUGAGCCUGUCCUGCAGCAGCAGCACCACGAGCCCUUGUUUCUGCAGCGCUGUUUCCAGGGAUUAACCACAAAAGGUUUCUGUACAAAGGGCCCCCAGGCUCCUCUUUUACUCAGCCUCAAGAGCCUCACGUUUUUAGCCAAAAAAGGAAAUGACCCAGCUGCACGUAGCGCUGGAACAUCUGGAUUUUAUCCCUGUCAUGAAUGGGUCAUGGCUGUGCGCGGCCCCGUGCCUGAUUUACGGGAGGGGGAGGGUGAUGUCAUGCACAAACCUCCCCUGGGCUCCCGGAGCAUGGUCUGAAGCAGGCACGGAAAUACUCCUCAGCACGCAGCCAGAGGAGCAGGGCCCUCACUGGGAGCCCAGCAUUAACCACGCGCUGAGCUCAGCUCUCCAGGGGAAAAGCUGCCUCACAGAGGGACACGGUGACUCCUGUCAUAUGCUUUUUGGGCUCGCUGUGGGCACCCCUCUCUGCCCUGUGGAUGAGGGCACUCUCUUUCCAGGCAGACUUUUUAGCUCCCUGCUGGCGGUCACCCAUUUCCCAGCUGCAUGCAUGUAUGUACAUGCAGCAUCGGGUCACAGCUCCAGCACAGCCUCUCCUGAGCUCCUAAACCCAGCAUGGACCUGCCCUAGCAGCUCCUGCAGCCCUGCAGGGAUGAGUCUGGAGGUGAGGUGCUGCUGGAGGCUGGGACUUGGCCUUAUUUGUGGUAACAAGCCCAGGACCACUACUGUCCAUCCUGCCUGGGGUAGUGGGGAACCAGAGCUAAAGGUGAACUUUCUCCUUUGCUUCUCUUACAUGAGGUUGGGGACGUGGUUGAGCCCUGCAGGCAUCCUGCAUGCUCCUCCUGGUGUUAUCCCUUCUUCCAGGCCCCCAGCUAAGGUCCAAGAAGGUGGGGAGGCAGCAGAACUCGCAGAGCUAGCUUUAUUCCCAUUGUCCCACCUCUCCUGGCAGGAAAACUGUCCCCACAUCAGCACCAAGCACGGUGGCUGCUCCCACACUGCCUUCCCAGCACUGCACAGCUCAGCCCACAGUCUGCCUCCUCCCAUGGUGCUGCUGGUGGGCAGAGAAGGAAGAAGAGCAGCAUCAGGCUCCUGGUGCACCAAGCUCACAUGGCUGGGGGUCCCCACUGGGUUUCAGCCCCUUACCUUACUGGGGAUGAAGUUUCUGCAAAGGGAAAGGGAAGAAGACCCAAGUCCAAAAACUUAUCUCUGCUUGUAUUUUCAGAUGGGCAUUCAUGAGGAAGAAGUGGCGUACUUAGGGGAAGUCUUUAGUACAAGAGUAAUUAAAGACAGUGUUCCUACCAUCAGUAUCACCCCCUCAGUGCAAUGAAUGUUCCCAGGGCAGGAUCAUCUUUGUCUGCCAUAAUUAAGCCAAUUUUUUUUGUUGUUGUCGUUAUAGCUUUUGGGUUAAAUAAAUGUAUUAUGCAUCAUAGGGAAAAGAA
Gallus gallus (chicken) is the source of this 2780-nucleotide messenger RNA. RefSeq lists its product as uncharacterized. The coding region runs from base 1493 to 2668 and encodes 391 amino acids. Lineage: Eukaryota; Metazoa; Chordata; Aves; Galliformes; Phasianidae. The record is from RefSeq and is a predicted model, not a curated record. The transcript has a single exon.